UGUGUGUGCUCUUUCUUCCCGUUGGUUGGACAGGACAGGGUUGUCAUCUGACAGACAGACAGAGCGAUGAAAGUAGACCAUUUUUUCCCAGCCAUGAUCCUGAUGCUCUGUAAUCUGUUCUGCAGGUAUGGAGUAGUAGAGAGCACUGAACACACCACUGAUUGACUUUAACCCCUGACCUCUGACCUCUUAUCCCUGGGUGUGUUCGAGGGGAUGCCCAGGGUAGUCCGGCGGAAGCGAUGGCAUCAUGUGACCUCCCGUACUUCUGCCCUCGCUGCGGAGAUGACAAGCGUUUCGACAGCGUACCUGCCCUCCGGUCCCACCUGGUCAGCCGACACACCUACGAGACCCUCCUGGUUCUGUCUCAGGCCCGGGCCAGGAGCUCCAGCCCAGGAUCUCUGUUGCCACUCCUCCCCCACGCCGUGGCCCAGCCGAAGCACCCCGACCUGGAGAGGGAGAGACUCCCUUUCCCCCUGGCCUGCCUGGAUCUAGCGUCCUCCUCUGCCUCCACCCAGCUACUCAUUGAGAUGUUGACCAGGAGAGACCAGGGAGGAGGGUCAUCUGGUCCUGGUAAUUCUGCUGGUCCUGUAGCUACCUCCUCCUCUACUGCACCUCCUCACAGCACCACGGCCCUGGUCCUGCCUGGCUGCAGGGGAGACAGCCUGCCUGAUUUGGGGCUGAGAGGCCUAGGCCGCCGGUGGCUGGGGCCAAGCCUGGGCCUGGAGUUUGGGCUCUGCCUGGACGAGAGCCUCACUCUGGGGCUGGGGAUUGACGAGAGGCUGGGGGUGGAGAGGAGUAUCGCCAGGACGUUUGCUGAGGUGGAGGAGAGGGUGUCCCAGCAUGUGGGCUGUCUGAGGGCGGAGCUAGAGCGUCGAGAGGCGGAGUUAGAGCAUGAGAGGCGGGAUGCGGCGCGGCUGGAGAGGGAGAAGGAGGAGCUGGAGGACCAGGCUUCCCAUCUCUCCCGGCAGGUGGCGGUCUCCGUGGAGAUGAUGGCCACUCUGAAAAGAGACCUGCAGGGGAAGGACCAGGAGCUGUGUCGCAAGCAGCAGGAGGUGUGUGAUAUUGAGCGGUUCCUGACAGCCACAGCAGAGAGAGAAGCAGAGGCUAAGCUGCAGCUACAGACCUUCAUAGAGGCUCUGCUGGAACGGGCCGACCGGGCAGAGAGAAAACUGCAGCUACUGGUGGCUACAGACAGACACACCCACAACGAUGACAGACACACCCACAAUGAUGACAGACACACCCACAACGAUGACAGACACACCCACAAUGUUGACAGACACACCCAUAAUGAUAAUAGCCGUACAUACAAUAACGAUAGUCACUCCCACAAUGGGACCAAUGGCCACAGGACCAAUGGACACGCCCACAACGGGAGUGAAGACGACAUCAUCACAGGGUCAAAGUUAAUUGGCUACAGGAGAAGCUACAGUGUAUCUGGGUCGCGCAGACUAGGAGACCAGACCUAUCACACCAACUAUGGAGCCCCCGCUGGUCGUAUGCGGACGCUGUCCCUGGGUUCUGGGGGGUGGGACAGUGACUCGGUGGGGGGGUGGGCCACACCUCUGGAAGCCCGUUACUACCACGUUCCCUGCUCUACUCGAGAGGGAGGAGAGAGGAGGGACAGGGGGUACAGGCGAACCCCAGAGGGGAGGGGAGGGUGGGGGCGGACCAGGUGGAGGGCGCCCCCCAGCACAGAGGAAGAGGAGGAAGAGGAUGAUGAAGAGGAGGACACAUGGUCAGAGGCCUGGAGCACACCUGAGACUCAGAGACACGCCCACGUCAGGCUGGAACACUCACCUGGCUCAGGUGUGUCGUCCAUACGAUCCAGCCCGUGUCACCGUGGUUACACAGCAUUGGGGGCAGGGACUCUGAGACUGAGGGCGGGGUUAUUCUGCGUGUUUCCUUAUUUGGAUGUGCGGACGUUGCUGCUCGCCGCUGAGGUGUGCUCCGAUUGGAGGUUUGUGGCGCGACACCCAGCCGUCUGGACACGGGUACGACUGGAGAACGCCAGAGUCUCCGCUAAGUUCCUAGUGACCAUGUCCCAGUGGUGUACUCAGACUCAUUCCCUGGUGCUCCAGAACCUCAGACCACGACUGCGGCAUCGAGAUGAACGCAGAGAGGACUACGACAAGACCACACGGGGCUGUCUGGAGGGAGGUGUGGAGGCGUUGCUGAGGUCAGCGGGAGGCAGUCUAAUGGUUCUCAGAGUGUCUCACUGUCCUCACGUCCUGACUGACCGCUCCCUGUGGCUGGCCAGCUGCUACUGUAGGAACCUACAACACCUCACAUACAGGAGUUCGUCAGACCCCAUGGGUCAUGAGGUGGUGUGGGCUCUAGGAGCAGGCUGCAGAAACAUGACAUCCCUGCAGGUGGCGCCACUACACCCCUGUCAGCAGCCUACCCGCUUCAGUAACCGAUGCCUGCAGACGAUUGGCCGCUGUUGGCCACACCUCCGAGUGCUCAGUGUGGGCGGGGCUGGCUGUAGCAUUCAGGGAUUGUCCUUACUGGUUCGUAGGUGUGUGGGUCUCCAGGUGUUGGAGUUGGAGCGUGUUACUGAGUUGGUCCAGGAGGGGGCAGCAGAGCUGUGUAAAGAAGGACUACAGAAUCUAGAGACUCUACUACUCACCUCUACUCCUGUUACACCUGAAGCACUACUGCACUUUAACAGUGUAUGUUGUAACCUCAGGUCCAUCAUAGUGCAGAUUGGGAUAGCUGACCACUUUGAAGAGCCAGACAGUCCUGAAGCUAAGAGACAGUACAAUGAGAUGGUCAACAAGUUACAGGCCCUAAAGAAGAGACCAGGUCUGUCUGAAGUGUUGCAGAUCAAAGCUGACAUUUUCGUUUGACCUCUUCCUCUUCUUCGUCUUCUCCCUCCACCCCCUACAUCUCACUGACCUGUCAGUCACACAGCCAAUCAGCGAGUCUGGAAGCAACCUCAACAACCAGUCAGACUUGUGACACAUUUGCCAACCAAUCGGAAGAUACAGCAUCCUGGAGAGAAUAAGCAAUCAGCCAAUGGGAAUCACACAGACAUGAAGAUGACACAUCAGACGUUAGUUGUGAAGCUGCUGGGUUCAGAGAUUCUUCAAACAUAACAGCAACAUACUAUAUUACUGUGAUGUAACAGAGACUUUACCCAUGCAACGCACAGACAGACAGACAGACAGACAGACAGACAGACAGACAGACAGACAGACAGACAGACAGACAGACAGACAGACAGACAGACAGACAGACAGACAGACAGACAGACAGACAGACAGACAGACAGACAGACAAGUGUGUUCCAUUCCUCAGUGAGUUAGGGGUGUUUAGUAGUCUUAGGGGGUGUAGCAGUCUUAAGGGGGGCGUAGCAGUCUUAAGGGGGUUAGCAGUCUUAAGGGGUUUAGCAGUCUUAGGGGGUUAGCAGUCUUAGGGGUUUAGCAGUCUUAGGGGGGUUUAGCAGUCUUAGGGGUUUAGCAGUCUUAGGGGGGUUAGCAGUCUUAGGGGGAAUAGCAGUCUUAGGGGGUUAAGCAGUCUUAGGGGGGUUAGCUGUAUUAGGGGGUUAAGCAGUCUUAGGGGGUUAGCCUCUAUAAAGAACUGGUCUCUCCUCUAUAAAGAACUGGUCUCUCCUCUAUAAAGAACUGACCUCUCCUCUAUAAAGAACUGACCUCUCCUCUAUAAAGAACUGACCUCUCCUCUAUAAAGAACUGGUCUCUCCUCUAUAAAGAACUGGUCUCUCCUCUAUAAAGAACUGGUCUCUCCGCUAUAAAGAACUGGUCUCUCCUCUAUAAAGAACUGGUCUCUCCUCUAUAAAGUACUGGUCUCUCCUCUAUAAAGAACUGGUCUCUCCUCUAUAAAGAACUGACCUCUCCUCUAUAAAGAACUGACCUCUCCUCUAUAAAGAACUGGUCUCUCCUCUAUAAAGAACUGGUCUCUCCUCUAUAAAGAACUGGUCUCUCCUCUAUAAAGAACUGGUCUCUCCUCUAUAAAGAACUGGUCUCUCCUCUAUAAAGAACUGGUCUCUCCUCUAUAAAGAACUGGUCUCUCCUCUAUAAAGAACUGGUCUCUCCUCUAUAAAGAACUGGUCUCUCCUCUAUAAAGAACUGGUCUCUCCUCUAUAAAGAACUGACCUCACUCCUCUUUAAACUCUGGAGUUAAAAAAGGUAAAUUACUCAGUUAUCUUUAAAUUCACACUGCCCUUGCCUUUGAACUCAACUCUUUUGCCAGUUCACUUGAAUAAUUUGUGGUCCUGAGUCCUCUUUGCAAUUCACAUUGUUAUGUUUAGAAAGGAACCAAGAUCUUUUUCCAACAUUCACUCAAAGCACUCUGGGUUUUUCCAAAGAGCAGGACAAGCCAUUCCCUCAGAACGUGUUAUCACACAGCUAGAUAUACCUACUUACAUUUUGGAAGCUAAUAGAUUGGAUUUAUUUUAAAAAUGAGACAUAAUAAUUGUAAUCAGACGAUACUAUUAACAUGUAAAUAUUAUUGGUAAAAUAAUCAAUAGUAGAAUAAUAACUGCAGAUUAAAUGAUGCUGUAAUUGAACUUUGUACAACCAAUUUAGGCUACUGCCCCUUUAAGAGAUACAGUAUAAUUGAUUGUGAACCUCAUGUUGUGAUUCUACCAAAUAUGGUGUUGUAUCCUCACACUAUUCAAACCCAACAAACGAAUAAACACCUUGUGAAAACACA
Messenger RNA from Oncorhynchus kisutch (coho salmon), 4674 nucleotides. Its product is annotated as F-box only protein 41. The record is from RefSeq and is a predicted model, not a curated record. The coding region runs from base 240 to 2849 and encodes 869 amino acids. The transcript is spliced from 12 exons. Lineage: Eukaryota; Metazoa; Chordata; Actinopteri; Salmoniformes; Salmonidae. Gene Ontology annotation, molecular function: protein binding.